Messenger RNA from Caenorhabditis sp. 36 PRJEB53466, 938 nucleotides. The record is from the annotation of a GenBank genome assembly. Lineage: Eukaryota; Metazoa; Nematoda; Chromadorea; Rhabditida; Rhabditidae.
AUGCCCUCGUCUUACUGGCAACUAGUCGAUUGGAACCACGUGGCAAUGCACAUUUGGACUUUCACAGGAGUCGCUUGUCUUUCCUACAGUUGGAGCAUCUGCAAAGGAUCGAAAAAGGCGCCGGCAACACCGGCCGCCCGUCCGCAGCCGCCCUCAGUUCCCCCGCAACCGCCGGCGUCUGUCAAGCCGGAACCACCGAAGGAAGCAGCUCCGGUGGCGGCAGCGGCCGAGAAGCCGAAAGAGGAAGAGAAGGUGAGAAAAGGCGGUCUGUCGGGCAAAAUGAAAUUGUUGCAGAAGCCGGAGGGAAAGUCGGCGAAAUCGAAGAAAGGCGAAGAUAAGGAAAAGUCGAAGGGAUCGAAGAAGGAGGAGGAGAAAAAAUCGAAGAAGAGCGAGAAGAAAAAGAAGGAAGGAAGCAAGAAGGAGGAGAAAAAUGAGGAAAAGAAAGAGGAAAAGAAGGAGGCAAAGAAGGACGAGAAGAAGAAGGAGGAGGCGAACGCCAAGGAUGCAUUCAAAAAGCCCGAAGACCAGGACGCAGUGGCCGCCAAGAAGGAUCCAAACUAUCAGGUACAGUAAUUCCUACCGUAAUCCCUUAUAAGGACUUUCAGACGCUCUGCGGAUUGAACAAUGAUCUGUUCGGGCCCGACAAGAAUCCGAAGAAGCAGUUCAAAGCGCCGACGAAAGUGGAGAAGGCGGACGUGAAGGAUCCGCAAUACGAGACGUUGAACGGAGUGGGCGACGAUUUGUUCAAGGAAGAGAAGAAGGACGAGGAGGGCAAGAAGAAGGAGUUCAAGCCGCCAGAGAAGAUCACGAAGGCGGACGCGAAGGAUCCGCAGUACGAGACGCUCAACGAGGUGGACAAGGGAAUCUUCCAGAACGAGGAGAAGUCGGGAGACAAGAAGAAGGACGAGAAGGAGAACAAGGAGGAGGAGAAGAAGUAA